UUUCCGGAAGUGUUCAUCGCUGCUGCAGCUGCGGGGCCUGCAUGGACGCGACCCAGCAGAUCGAGGACUCUUUCUUCGGAGAGGAGGAUGACUCUGAUGAAGAGCACGAGGAUGGGGAAGGAAAGGGUCAGAGAAGGCCACUGGCUGUACUGAAAGUGUUCAAGAACAACCACAUCCCAGAGACAGAGGUGCCUCUCUACCAGGGGGAGAACGUUUUGGGGAGAGACCCUACCUCUUGCUCGGUGCCGCUCCAAGCCCGUUCCGUAUCCGGCCGGCAUGCCGUCAUCUCCGUCUCUGUGUUUGGUCCUAACGAACGUCAUGCCCACAGUGAAGCCACGGAGGCCCUGCUGUGGGACCUGGGCAGUUUAAAUGGCACUAGGAAGGGUCGGCUUAAACUGACCCCGCAUGUACGAUACGCGCUGACUGAAGGAGACGGCCUGGUGCUCGCUGAUCUGCCCUGCCAAUACGUCAGCCUAAAGAAUGCAGACACGUCCACAGCUGACAAUGGGAGAGAGAAAGCCAAGGGUCUGAAAUCCGCUAGCAGCAGCUCAGGAGGAGGGGUGGGGACAGGAGCGAAGAAUGCUGGGAAGAAGUGUGCGCUACCUCCUGUGCCCUUGUGGACUGAAGAAGCGAAAAGUGCUGAAUCGGUACAGAUGAGUCCCAAAAAGCCAGAGAGAACCCUGGUGCCUGAGUCUGACUCGGACUCUGAUGGAGAGAGACAUGGAAGAAGAGACAGGAAGAGGAUUGUGGUCUCCGAUUCGGCUUCUUCUGACCUUUCCAGCCCAACGUGUUCAACAUUCUUGUCCCCGGCAAACAAGGUCAUUCCAGAAAGUGAGGAUGAGAGCUCCAUUACUCCGUCCUCAGCGCUAAAGGGUCGGUUUCUAAAGACGGGGAACGACACCAAAGUCUCAUCAGACUCCCCUAAACCAGACCCUCUGCUCUUCAACAUAGACAGCGAUACGGACGUCGAGGAUGAAGAGGAGGAAAUGAUGAAAGACGCACCAAAAACUAUCACAGCAGAAGUGGGUGCUGUAUCUCCUGCUGAUCUGCAUAUGGACAGUGACACCGAUGUAGAAGACGAGGACAUUGAGAAGGCCAAGAGUGAUCCCGAAGCUGUACCCGUGAAACAGGAUGCAGUAAAUCCAGCUGUUUUGAACAUGGACAGCGAUACAGAUGUGGAGGACAACGAGCCCGUUAAAAUGCACACCACGACGGUGCUAUCUGGAGGUGAGGUGUCCCUAGAGGAGAAGAAAGAAACAAAAAGUAGUUCUGGUCAGCUCCAUUUGGAGAGCGAUACUGAUGUAGAAGAUGAAGAUGAUGUUCCUCGUAUGCAAGACGCGAAACCGCCGACCAGCCAUCUAGCUGAGUUCAACCUGAACAGCGAUACUGAUGUAGAUGAAGAUGAGACAACAAAAGGCGAUGAGACAGAAAGCAAAGAUUUGGAACCCAAAUCUGUGGACAACAUCAACGUUCCAGAUGCCAAAAUGUCACAUGAUCAGUCAGACAAUGAUACAGAUGUGGAGGAUGACGACGACACUGAGAUCGGAACCCCCGCUGCAGCCAAGGUAACAGGAAAGUCUCUGACGCGUUCAGAGAACCAGACUGCUAAUACAAGCAGUACAAACGCAGAGCAUGACAGUCCUGUUCAAGGCGAGGCUCCGUUCAGGCUGGACAGCGACACAGACGUGGAGGAGGAUGAAGACAAGGUGGAGGAGGAUGAAGACAAGGUGGAGGAGAAAGAGCAGAGGGGUGCAGAAUCAACAGUACAGGUUGUCCACUCCUCCACACCAAAAGGUGCAGGCGUGUCUGGAGAGGAGCUGGAAACACAAGCAUUCCUCAGUCCGUCUCAGCUGUUCAAGCGGCCGGGUCUGCCCUCUCUCCUUCACCCGUCUGUCUCCCCUGGAGGUAUCAUUCACCCAGAUGAUGACUUUGCUGUGGCUGAAACUCAGUCCUUUGUGUGCGAUGCCGCUCAAGUCGAUGCCACUCUAGACGAGACGCCUCAGUCGCUGGAUGGCCCCGAAUCUCGGCACUCACAUGGAGCCUCAUCCUUCCAGCUGAGCCUUUCAGACAGCAGCCAUCAGUUGCCAGAAGCUGCUGAGCACGAUGGAGAACCUGCAGAGGAGGAAUGGCAGCUGCAGGCAACUCAGUUAUACGAGGGCAGUACUAAAGCUGGGGAAAUACAGGAUCUGGACUCUACGCAGGCGUAUGUUUGUGCGACAGACCAAGAGGAGGAGGAGGACGAUGGAGAAAAAGAUGAGGAGGAACAGGCGACGAAACCACUGGACACUCAGAGCUAUUCCAACAUCCACACUGCUGAAACUCAGCUCAUCAAACCCAGAGCGCUGAAUGAAGAUAACAGUGAUCGUGACACUAAUGAGGAGGUUGUCGCUAGCGAACCGGAAAUAAAGGCCAAGGAGGAUGUCAGCGACGAGAUGCAAGUGGAUUCGCAUCUCUCCACUGCAGACACUCUGCUGAUCGUCAGGAGCCCGAGGCAGGAGGAGCACACUCAACCCUACGCAUUCCUCGCUGCCCAAAUCCAGAAGGGACAGGAAGAGACAGAAAAGGAGGAGCACGAGAGCAGGGAUUUAGGAGAUAGAGAAGAUCAGACAAAUGAGGGAGAAACGGCUCAGGAAGAAGAAAGAACAGGGAUAGAAAAGGAGAAUGAACUGACGAGAGAAGAGGACAAGAAGGAACGGGGUGAGAAUGAAAGAGUAGAAAAUGAUAAUGAAGUAGAUGAUGCACAAACACAGCUUACUGAGGCUGGUCCUAUUGUCGAAAUACUGCCUAUGUGUGAGGAAGAAAAGGGACAGGAGGAAAAGCAGAUGAAUGAAUGUAGAUCAAGCAGAGGAACACGGCCUGCUCAUGUUGAGUCAAGACAGUCUCUCGAGCCUGAUGAUCACACUCGUCUCGCUAUUGCGGAAACACUGCUAAUGUGUGAGAAAGAGGACGAACAGGAUAAAGAACAGUUGAAUGAACCUUGCUCAAGCAGAGGAACGCAGCCUGCUCACAUUGAGUCCACACAACCUCUCGAGUCUGAUGAUCACACUCAUGUCGCUACUGCAGAAACACUGCCUUUGUGUGAGGAAGAAGAGGAACAAGAGGAAGAGAAGAAUAAACCUAGGAAAAGCAAAGGAGCUGGCAGGAAGAGACAGACUGCUAAGGUUGAGACAAUUCAGCUUGUCGAGUCGAAUAAAGUCACCCGUGUGAGCGUUGCUGAGACGCAGCCUAUGUGUAAAGAGGAUGAGGAGGGACAGGAGGAAGAGCAGCGAAACGAAACCACUUCUACUAGGAGAUCCAGCACGAGGAGACAAGGUGCUAAGACGAAGCCUCAUGUUGCCAUUCCUGAAACUCUUCCACUGUGUGAAGAAGAGGAGGCACAGGAGGAAGCGCCACCGAGCGAAGUCGUAUCUGGUAGAAAAUCCCGCCGAGGAAGGCAGACUCCUAAAGUCGAGACCGCACAAGCCAACGAACCCGAUUCUACUACUGAUACAGUGAAGAUGGAAGAAGAGGAGGAAGUGCAAGACAGCAGGAGGAACCUGAGAGGAAAAGAACGAGGAAGAGCAGCAUCUGGAAAGGUUAAAGGUAAAGGAAAAGUUGCUGCAGGGAAAGAGAAGAGAGGAAAGAGAGGACAAAUGGAGCAAGAGGAGGACAGCGAGGAAGAGGUCGAACGAGGGAACAAGGGAAGAGGAAGAAAAAGUCUGAGGCUGAAAUCUAAAGAUGAUGACGAGGCCAGACUUGAGCUAAUGGAAGCAGGAAAUGAAGAAAUGGAUCAUGUAAAAAAGCAAGAGGAAGAAGAGGAAAGUAAGAGACUACAGAUAGAGAAGAAGAAAGAAGCUAGAGAUCAGCUAGAAAGAGAGAGGAAGGAAAGAGAAGAGAGUGCAAGAUUGAAGAAGGAGAGGGAGGAGAGAGAAGAACGUGAAAAGAUGGAGCGAUUGGAGAGAGAGAAGAGGGAAAGAGAAGAGAAAGAGAUGAAAGAAAGAGAGGAGAUGGAAAGGUUGGAAAAAGAGAAGCAACUGGAAAAAGAAAGGAGAGAACAAGAAGAAAAGGACCGAUUAGAACGAGAGAGGAUAGAAAAGGAAAAUAGGGAAAAAGAAGAACAAGAGAAGCUAGAAAGGAUGAUGAGGGAAAGACAAGAGCUGGAGAAAGAACGGAAAAAACAAGAAGAAAAGGACCGGUUAGAAAAAGAGAGGAUAGAAAAGGAAAAUAGGGAAAAAGAAGAAAAACAGAGACUAGAAAGGGCGAUGGCGGAAAGACAAGAGCUGGAGAAAGAAAGGAAAAAACAAGAAGAAAAGGACCAGUUAGAAAAAGAGAAAAGAGAUAGAAAUGAAGAAGAGAAAAAAUUAAGAGAAGAGAAAGAAAAACAAGAAAUUGAGCAAAAUGAGAAGGAAAAAAAGAGUAAGGACGAUAGAGAGAAUAUGGACAAGGAAAAAGAAAGAAGACCAGCACCAGGAAAACGAAAAGCAGGGCUGCAAAGAAGGGGGAAAAAAAGCAAGAAAGAGGAGGAUCAGGAAUUGGAAGAAGAAACUAAAGAAGGACUGGAGACUAAACAAGAACUGAGUAAGAUGCAAAAAGAAGAAUGUGAAGAAGGGAAGAGCAAAAAGCAAGAGCAGGAUGAACAUGCUGAUGGUGACAGCAAGACCAGACGAGGUCGACGCACUACCAGGAAAUCUGUUGCGCCCCCUGCUGGUGCGGAGGACGAAGGCGGUCCAGCUAAAAGAACUCGCUCGCGGUCCAACUCCUCCAACUCUGUGUGUUCAGAGCAGUCCGCUCAGGAAAGCUUAAAUGGAGGAAGAGGGGAAAGGAGGAGAACUGCUGAAGAAGAGAAUGACAAAGUCAGGGCAUCAGGGAGAAGAAGAAGAACUACUACCACAGCACCAUCUAGUGAAAAGGAGGAAAUAAAGCAGGCUUCUAACUCUCGCUCCAAUUCCAGAAGCUCUGAGAGAUCUAGCAGCAGCGCAGCCACUCCGAGCCGAGGAAGAGGAAGGAAAAAGAGUGUGAAAGUGGAAUUGCCGGAGGAGGAGGAGAGGGAGCAGUCGGCAGCUGUGGGGAGAGGAAGAGGAAGAGGAAAAGGAAGAGGUGGGAAACUUCCUGGUGGAAAUUAUAUUAAAGAAGAUGCGGCAGAGAAGACUGAGGUUAUGGUUGUCGCUGAGGAUGGUGUUACGUGCCAAAGCAGCAGCAGGGGGCGUAAAAGAGGUGUGGAUGUUUCUAUGCUGAUGGAAGAAACUCCUCAGCCGACCCCUAAAACCCCUCGCCGCUCUCUUACAGGACAGACACACAAGGUUCUGUUUACAGGAGUAGUGGAUGAGGAUGGGGAGAAGGUGGUGGUGCGUCUGGGUGGAGGUUUGGCGAAAGGCGUGGCUGAUAUGACUCACCUGGUGACCGAUAAAGUCCGGCGUACUGUGAAGUUCUUGUGCGCCGUGGCCCGGGGAGUGCCGAUCGUUACCCCUGACUGGCUAAGCAAGUGUGGUAAAGCUGGAAGCUUUCUCUCACCUAAUGGAUUCUUAGUAAAAGACACAGAGCAAGAGAAGAAGUUUAACUUCAGUCUGCAGGAGUCACUGAGAGUAGCCAGCUCCCAGCCGUUAUUACAGGGCUAUGAAAUCCAUGUCACGCCCUCUGUGAAGCCUGAGCCGGCUCAUAUGAAGGAAAUAAUCACCUGCUGUGGGGCGCGCUUUCUUCCCAAAAUGCCCUCUGCUCGCAAGGCUCAGACGGUGGUGGUGGUGUCGUGUGAAGAAGACGGAGCACUGUGUGAAAGAGCUCGGAGUUUGUCCUUUCCUGUGGUCAGCGCAGAGUUUCUGCUGACCGGCAUCCUACAGCAAAAAGUGGACUUGCAAACACACGCGCUCUCUCUUUCACCUGCUGCCGCAGCGACCAAACCUGUCCCCCGCAGCCGUGGAAAGUAGGCUCUGGGCUUUAAACACCCCUGCGGAGUCAACUCCUUCGAGGGCCAGUGUUUCCUCAGAGCACUUACCAAAAGCUACUAACGACCAAUCAUCCUUUUGCAACUCUGAGUCAUUUUUAACUUACACUCUUAGUGAACUGUAUCUUUCCUCGUUGCUGUGUUCGUAGCCUUUAACAUGCAUUUUUUACCUGGAAAGAUGAAAACUAGUGUACUUUUUAAAAUAUGAUUUAAUAGUACAUAUAAAUGGACCCUGAUUACUUUUUAGUGUAAAGCUUUAAAGGUUAGAAAACUAAAAAAAGACUAAAUAAAAACUUUGCUAUCAUCAGUUUUCCAACUGACCCCUUUGUAAAAUUCUCACUUAUCGUCUACUGUAUACUGAUUUAUUCUGUAUACAGGAUUGUGAGAGUCUGGCGUCUAUCCCAGGACGCACAGCGAGGUACACCCUGGACGGGGUGCCAAACCAUUGCAGAGCACACAAACACGUACACUCACCCUCUUAUUCACACCAUCGCUGUUUGAGCGUAGCAAAAAAAACAGGGGGCACAUGCAUUUAAAGGAAAAUGUGACAUAACAGUAGCUCAUACUACUCCACACCAAGCACAGGAAGAACAUGCAAACUCCAUGCACACAUACCCAAGGCGGGAAUCGAUCCCAGGCCCUGGAGGUCCAAGGCGAGGAAAAUGUAUCAUAAUCUGACGUAACAGUGUCAUCAAACUUAUUCGCCACUUUUCGCCAUAAGUGUAAUUAAGGCAUUGUCACAGCUGCACCCACUCAUUCAUCGUCUAUGCUGCUUUAUCCUGUAUAAAGGGUCGCAGGGGGCCUUGAACCUAUCCCUCCCAGGAAACUUGGGGCAUAAGGCGGUGUACACCCUGGACAGGGUGCCAAUCCAUUGCAGGGCACACACACACACACAGACACACACAAUGGGCAUUUUGUGAACGAAAAUUAGCCUAAUUUGCAGUUCUUUGGAGUGUGGGAGGAAACACACCAAGCAUGGGGAGAACAUGCAAACUCCAUUCACACACAGAGAUGGGAAUUGAACUUGGCUGGGAUUCGAAUCCGGACCCUGGAGGUGCAUGGCGGCUGGGCUAAUCACUACACCACCAUUGGAAAAUGCCAGUUAGGCUAAUCUUUGGACUGUGGGAGGAAACCGAAGGACCCGGAGGAAACCCACCAAGCACAUGCAACCUCCAUGCACACAGACCACGAAGUGGGAGUCGAACCCUGGUUCUGGUGGUGCAUGGUGACCGUGCUAACAAAUAAAAUGUUGAAUAUAGUUAUUAUAUUUCACAGCUGAAUUAAACAUGUGAAUAAACAUUUCUAAGCUGC
Messenger RNA from Clarias gariepinus (North African catfish), 7228 nucleotides. RefSeq names its product mediator of DNA damage checkpoint 1 (gene mdc1). Lineage: Eukaryota; Metazoa; Chordata; Actinopteri; Siluriformes; Clariidae. Gene Ontology annotation, molecular function: protein binding. The transcript has 12 exons. Gene Ontology annotation, biological process: positive regulation of transcription initiation by RNA polymerase II. Gene Ontology annotation, cellular component: nucleus. The coding region runs from base 42 to 5900 and encodes 1952 amino acids. The record is from RefSeq and is a predicted model, not a curated record.